Messenger RNA from Callorhinchus milii (elephant shark), 4859 nucleotides. RefSeq names its product adhesion G protein-coupled receptor G4a (gene adgrg4a). Gene Ontology annotation, cellular component: membrane. Gene Ontology annotation, biological process: cell surface receptor signaling pathway; adenylate cyclase-activating G protein-coupled receptor signaling pathway. Gene Ontology annotation, molecular function: G protein-coupled receptor activity. NCBI's taxonomy places the organism in Eukaryota, Metazoa, Chordata, Chondrichthyes, Chimaeriformes, Callorhinchidae. The record is from RefSeq and is a predicted model, not a curated record. The transcript is spliced from 28 exons. Bases 68 to 4531 code for a protein of 1487 amino acids.
GUCACGGCAAAUCUAUGCAGCUUCACUAAACUUUUAUAAUGCAGGUGAUCCCACCUACCUUUGCAAAAUGGUGUCCUGUACACCGUUGAGAAUGUAUAAGCAGCAUUGGAAAUCUCAGUGGCUCCUGAACCUUGGUGUAUUUAUCUUACUCCAAAUUCUUCAAGCAGACACUACAUCUAUGAAAGGACAAAAAGCUAAAUUUGAUGUACCUUCAAAGUAUGGAACACUCCACGAUGGUAUCAAUAUACCUAUGUUAGAUGAGCUUACUGUAUGUGUUAAUAUUCAUAAGACAACGCAAAUCAGAAAGUGGAUAGCAUUUACAUACUACAUCUCACAGUCAGAAGAUAAACAAGAACUAGGAAUCGGAGGAGAAGAUGACAAGCUUAUUAUAUGGCUUUCUGGAAUAAAAUAUUGGACUGGCAUCACAGUGCAACCAAAUGAGUGGCACAUAGUGUGUUUAACGUGGAGCAAAUCUUCUAGCCAGGUAUUUGUGUACCUAAAUGGCACGUCGAUAUUCAAUUUAAAAAUAUCACUUGGCAAAGUUAAACCCAAUGGAAAUUUAGUGCUGGGGCAGUACCAGCAGCAACAGCAAGGUUCAGAUAUUGAAUUUGAUAAAACCUGGGCCUUUUUAGGAGAUUUAUAUUAUUUUAGACUGUGGAAUUUUGUGGUAAAAUCAUCUGAACUCUCCAUGUCGAAAUGUACUGAUGGAAAUGUUGUCAACUGGCAGACAGAUCAUUGGACUUUCACAAGCAAAACUCUGGUAGAUGAUUCCACCCUGCCAUGUGCUUCAUCAGUUCCAGUGACCACUCAGACCCCUUUCAGUUCUGCGGGAACUUCAAAUGGAAUAACAUCUGUUGUUUCACAUUCCGUUUCAACAUCACAAAUGACUUCUCCUCCAAACCCACCAACUUCCAGUACAACUGAAAAAACGACAACUUCUUCAAGUCUCCUCACGUCUACAACCACUUCAAAAUCAAUUCCUCCCACUAUGGUCACUGGGCCAUCAUUGACCAACUCUCCGGGGACGUCACCCGUAUUAGACACUACAUCUAUGAAAGGACAAAAAGCUAAAUUUGAUGUACCUUCAAAGUAUGGAACACUCCACGAUGGUAUCAAUAUACCUAUGUUAGAUGAGCUUACUGUAUGUGUUAAUAUUCAUAAGACAACGCAAAUCAGAAAGUGGAUAGCAUUUACAUACUACAUCUCACAGUCAGAAGAUAAACAAGAACUAGGAAUCGGAGGAGAAGAUGACAAGCUUAUUAUAUGGCUUUCUGGAAUAAAAUAUUGGACUGGCAUCACAGUGCAACCAAAUGAGUGGCACAUAGUGUGUUUAACGUGGAGCAAAUCUUCUAGCCAGGUAUUUGUGUACCUAAAUGGCACGUCGAUAUUCAAUUUUAAAAUAUCACUUGGCAAAGUUAAACCCAAUGGAAAUUUAGUGCUGGGGCAGUACCAGCAGCAACAGCAAGGUUCAGAUAUUGAAUUUGAUAAAACCUGGGCCUUUUUAGGAGAUUUAUAUUAUUUUAGACUGUGGAAUUUUGUGGUAAAAUCAUCUGAACUCUCCAUGUCGAAAUGUACUGAUGGAAAUGUUGUCAACUGGCAGACAGAUCAUUGGACUUUCACAAGCAAAACUCUGGUAGAUGAUUCCACCCUGCCAUGUGCUUCAUCAGUUCCAGUGACCACUCAGACCCCUUUCAGUUCUGCGGGAACUUCAAAUGGAAUAACAUCUGUUGUUUCACAUUCCGUUUCAACAUCACAAAUGACUUCUCCUCCAAACCCACCAACUUCCAGUACAACUGAAAAAACGACAACUUCUUCAAGUCUCCUCACGUCUACAACCACUUCAAAAUCAAUUCCUCCCACUACGGUCACUGGGCCAUCAUUGACCAACUCUCCGGGGACGUCACCCGUAUUAGUCCAUUUAUUCAAAACGACAAUGGUCAUUCAAGUGAAGAGUGUUGGUGGUGGAUCAUUCUCUUUUCAAGAAGUUCUGAAUCUUACAACAAAUUGGCUCAAGAAAAUCAAUACAAAUAUUGUAUUGCUGGAUCUGAAACUGAUGAACAUUGCGCAAAGACAAAAUACGGGCACUGGAAUCAUUAUAAAUGCUGACAAAAUUCAAAGGAAUUCAGCUUUUGACAGUGAAUACAGUUGUAUAACUGCAUUGGAAGUAACUUCAGCUGAGGAAGAAUCACAAAUAAAACAAGAGAUAAAGGACACAUUGACAAAUGAAAGUUAUACAGAUUCUACAUUAACCAUGUCAGUAGAUGCUCUCAAUAUAUGUGUUAUUCGACUAGUUCCAGGUCUUUGUCCAGAAGAAUUCAUAUCAACAGUUAAAGGAAACUACACAUGGCCUUCGACUGAGCCUUUGAAGAUAGUCAGAUUAAGCUGUGUUAUACCCACAAAUUACAUGGCAAAGAGGAAAUGUAAUCUGAAUUAUGUAACCAAUUUGUCAGAAUGGGCAGAUCAUGACUUGGAUGAAUGCAAGACAAUACCAGGUUGCAUCCUUGAUCUGGAAAAUGUCACUAUCAAUUCCACAAAUGCAGAUGAAUAUGCAAUUCAAAUGCUUGCUCUCACCAAUAAUACAUCCGAUUGGUCAAAGGAAGAGAUCUAUAUCAUUGUUUCAAAAACAUCUGAUGUCGUGGAGUUUGGAGAGCUUUCUCCUACGCUGACAGAUAACGUGAUAGGAAUUGUUGACAACCUGUUGAACAAAGCAAAUGAUCUCUAUGACGUCUCUUCAGAGAUGUUAAGCACCAUAAACAUUUUAGGAGACAAAUUCGAUUUUCCGGAUUUUCAGAUAGACUUUGUUAAAGGGGUCUUUAGCACGACUAUGGUCAAUGCCAAUUCCAGUCAUUUCAAUGGAAUGAUAUUUAGCAUUGAUUCAUACUGCGAAGAUUUCACUCCUAUGAUCUAUAUGGACGAAAUAAUUAUUGGCGAGCCUGACCUAUUCAUUGUGCUACCAACUUCAUUGCAAAACAGUUUUCAAACAGAAUCUGUAUCCUCAACUUCCAGAAUUCAAUUCCAGUUUUAUAGGAAGGCUUCACUCUUCCAGGAUCGAAGCCUCAAUAACCAAAGACUCAAUAGUUAUGUGGUCGCCUCAAGUGUUGCUGGAACCGAAAUCAUAAAUCUCAGUGACCCAGUGAAAAUAAAACUACUACACUUGCAUCCCAUAUCGAUUACAGAAUCAGUGACAUGCGUGUUCUGGGAUUAUGAACAGAAUAAUGGUGUUGGUGCAUGGAACUCAACCGGCUGUGGAGUAAUAUACACUGAUGUAAAUUACACGAUCUGUGGCUGUAACCACCUCACUCACUUCGGAAUCUUAUUGGGCAUCUCUGGGACCCGAAUUGAUCCUCUUAACACAAAACUGCUCUCAUUCAUAACUUACAUCGGAUGUGGUGCCUCAUCGAUCUUCUUGGGGAUUGUUUUAUUGACUUACCUGAUUUUUGAAGAACUUCGCAGAGAUUAUCCGUCUAAGAUUCUGCUGAAUCUUUGUACUGCUUUGCUCAUGCUAAAUAUGGUCUUCCUGGUGGACUCCUGGAUAGCAUCCUAUGACAGUUCUAGCCUUUGUAUCUCAGUGGCUGUUUUCCUACAUUAUUUUCUGCUAACAUCCUUUACUUGGAUGGGAAUAGAAGCGGUCCACAUGUACUUUGCACUGGUCAAGGUCUUUAACAUCUAUGUUCGUCAUUACAUACUGAAGUAUUGUAUAAUUGGAUGGGGAGUACCAGCAAUUGCUGUCGUUGUGGUGCUUUCUAUCGACAAGGAUUUUUAUGGCAAGGAAUAUUAUGGAAUAUCUACUGAUCCAACUGAUACGUUCUGCUGGAUCCAAGAUAUCACAGUUUUCUAUACAUCAGUGGUGACUUACUUCAGUAUCAUAUUCCUUGUAAACCUAGUGAUGUUCAUUGUGGUCCUUAACCAGAUUCACACUAUGAAAGCUAAAAUGCACAGCAGGAAUAGACGGAAUGUAUUUCUUCACAAUGUAAAGAGCACUGGCAGCCUGACAAUCUUACUGGGAUUAACAUGGGGCUUUGCCUUUUUUGCAUGGGGCCCCGUGAAGAUCACUUUCAUGUACCUGUUUACAAUCUUCAACACAUUGCAAGGCUUCUUCAUAUUUGUGUUUCAUUGCCUGAUGAAAGAAAAUGUGCGCAAGCAGUGGAGAAUGCAUCUAUGCUGCGGUAGAUUUAAACUGAAUGAAAACUCUGAGUGGAGCAGAACUGGAACAAAUGCAAAACUGAGACAUCUCGGGAAGAGUUCUUUAGCACAUUCCAACCAAUCCUCAAAGUCUAAUUCUACCACCUCAUCCUCCAAUGUAUCAAACUCUGAGUAUAUUCUCCGGAUGUCUAACACAUACGGAAAACCAUCACCAUCACCAAAGAGUCUCCAACCCAACCUACUGAGAGCUCCGAGUCUGUUCGAUAUCUGUUCAUCUGAUAAUGGAAUGUGCACAUUCACCACAGCGGGAAAUUCCCUGCCUACCCAAUCCUGGAGAAUAAGUGCAACUUCACGACCCCAGUCCAAAUUGGGUAUUGCUGGAGUUUAACCAGAUAAGACUGUGAAGCCUACCAUUGUAGAACACUGAGAAGCUUCCCAUUACUUGUCCAGCUAGGACCAUUGUACCUAUCAGAGCUUUGUCUUAUGGAGUGAUCAGGAGCCAAAUGGGAGGAAUGACUGGCAUUCAAAUUGUACCAAUAAACUAGGCUGACCGGUUCAUCAUUAACAGCGCCCUGGAGCCCUGUGGACCUGCCUAACUCAGGUAUUGGACUACCAAGACUGCUGAGGAGAAUAUACUCGUAUCUUCCAUUACAAGGCGUGUUACUUUGAAGUCAAUUUAGCCUCAAAGAGACCCAACCAUAGUCAUCAGUUGGACG